Cryphonectria parasitica EP155 is the source of this 1219-nucleotide messenger RNA. RefSeq lists its product as uncharacterized. The coding region runs from base 465 to 944 and encodes 159 amino acids. Lineage: Eukaryota; Fungi; Ascomycota; Sordariomycetes; Diaporthales; Cryphonectriaceae. Gene Ontology annotation, biological process: eisosome assembly; protein localization to plasma membrane. Gene Ontology annotation, cellular component: eisosome; plasma membrane. The transcript has a single exon. The record is from RefSeq and is a predicted model, not a curated record.
CACAGCCGCAAUCAAAGACGCGUAUAGUGAGAAGGACCAGCUAGAAACAACUCCCAAACGUCAUCCGCUGGACUUCACACAAGCGCCAACGGCUUCCGAGUAGUCCGGAUUCAGACGACGUCAUCGCCGUGUUCAGCAGGUGUCAUAAGUUUUCUCUCUCCCUCCACGACUCACCUUUUCACCUGAUACUUGGACUGGUCGUUUCUUUCACGAAACAACAUUUUUGUAUUCCAUCAACACAUCUUUUCGUUCCCACAAGUAAAGGACCAAGCUCAAUUCAGAACAAACCAGAUACUCCACAAACAGAUAUUCUACAGUAGAACUGCAGCCCACAUUUCCACAGGUGGAUCCUGCACGCCAAAGCAAACCCUCGUCUAUCCACGCGAACGGCUACGCCUUAUUCUACAUCAGUAAAUCCACACAUAGGGACCCCUUGAACAACACAUCACCAGCCAAUAGCCGCCAUGGAGAUCAUCCAGGUCGCCCUCCGCGGGCUGCAGCUCUUGUUCCUGAUCAUCCUGACCGCCCUGCUUGGUAACGUCAUCGCCACUUCAAAUCAUGGCUCCUUCGUCUCCGCCGCCGGUGUCAACUUCUCCAUGUUCGUCACUGUCUUGUCGUGGCUGGUGGUCCUCUAUGGCCUCGCCGUCGCCUUCGUCGAGAGCAUUGCGGUUCCCAUCGUCGUCAUGGCUGCCGACGGGCUUGUUCUGCUCUUCACCUUCAUCGACGCUAUCGUCCUGGCCGCUCUGCUCAGGGUGCCCAACUGCGGCGCUGCAGGUAGCCUCGAGAAGAAGUGUAGAGAGCUGCAGGCGAGCACUGCCUUCAUGUGGUUCUUGUUCGCGACGUUUGUGGCAAGCACGGCCUUCGCCGCCAUGGGUUUCCGCCGGGGAGGCAGUGGCAGCAUGAGAUCUGGGCCGAACAUGAAGCAGGUCCACGUUGGUGUCUGAGGUGACCAAGGACGAGAAAUCCGCCUUGGUGGGUGGAAGUAGGGGCGCAACCUCUAUGAAUUACACGAGUGAUUAUGAUGGGAUUUGGGUUGGGCCUCGGGUGGGGAGAGGAAGGAGGGUAAGAAUGGGUUUCCGUGACAGGUUCACGAUUAGGAUAAUAAGAAAAGGGCGGGCAGCAUUGGUAAUGAGGUACGGAUAUGGAUAUGCGCCCGCAAACAUGUUUGUUUGUAUGUGAUCUUAUAUUGUAUAGAUGGAAUCCAACUACACAAAACGCG